AAUUGUCAAAGGGUUGACGGGACGGGUUAUCAAUUCUACAGUAAUUUAAAAGAAAAAUUGAUAUGGCAAAUAUUUUGAGGAAACUUGUGAGUACCAUUCUUUUCUGUAUGAGUUUUUUAAUUUUUUUUUCGUAUAAUUGCAGUAAAUAGUGUUUGCCUAUCUUGCAAAUUUUGUGUGCAUGUGAUUUUUGUCGCCCCCUUGAAGCAUGAGGUUUUUUCGUAAUUUUUUUGAUACUACGAUUCAAAAAACCGUAUGGACAAAACUAAUAAAUUAUUUUAAACGAAUUUCUGAAAAUCAACAAUCAAAUGCUAUUGAUUUAACUACUUCGCAACCUUUGGGCAGUAGAUUAUUUAGUAGUGAAAUAAAAAAAUGUACGAUUAUUCCUGGAGAUGGAAUUGGACCAGAAAUAUCUGCUGCCGUUCAAAAAAUCUUCCAAGCUGCUAACGUUCCUAUUGAAUGGGAAUCUGUGGAUGUUACUCCUGUCAGAGGACCAGAUGGAAAAUUUGGAAUUCCCCAAGCAGCCAUCGAUUCCGUCAAUAGAAACAAAAUUGGUUUAAAAGGACCUCUAAUGACACCCGUAGGAAAAGGACACAGAUCAUUGAAUCUUGCUUUGAGAAAGGAAUUUAAUCUUUACGCCAAUGUAAGACCAUGCAGAAGUUUAGAAGGUUAUAAAACCCUCUAUGAUCACGUGGACGUUGUAACAAUUCGUGAAAACACAGAAGGUGAAUACUCAGGUAUUGAACACGAAAUUGUAGAUGGGGUCGUUCAAAGUAUAAAAUUGAUCACAGAAGAUGCUUCUAGAAGAGUAGCUGAAUUUGCUUUCCAAUAUGCUAAAGACAAUAACAGAAAAAAAGUAACUGCUGUACAUAAAGCAAACAUUAUGCGUAUGUCAGACGGUCUGUUUCUGAGGUGUUGUAGAGAAAUGGCUAAGAAAUAUCCUGAGGUUAAGUUUGAAGAAAAAUAUUUGGAUACCGUAUGUCUUAAUAUGGUACAGGAUCCCACACAGUAUGAUGUUUUAGUGAUGCCUAAUUUAUACGGUGACAUUCUAUCAGAUAUGUGUGCUGGAUUGGUGGGUGGUUUAGGUCUCACUCCGUCUGGUAAUAUUGGAAUGAAUGGGGCUCUCUUCGAAUCUGUACAUGGAACGGCUCCAGAUAUAGCCGGCCAAGAUAAAGCCAAUCCAACAGCACUUCUCCUUUCUGCGGUAAUGAUGUUGAGAUAUAUGGGGCUUAAUUCGCACGCUAGCAAAAUCGAAACUGCUUGUUUCGAAACUAUCAAAGAGGCUAAGUAUCUAACGGGCGAUUUGGGAGGUAAAGCUAAAUGUUCCGAAUUCACGAAUAGCAUCUGUGAAAAAAUAGCUUAAUUAUGAACCUAAUUUAUUUAAAAAAAGCAGUAACCAUUGAGAAAAUUAGAGUGUUAAUAAAAAAAUGUUGUUAUUGUAUAUAUUAAGCGAAAAUCUCAUACUAAAUAAAAUUAGGUUCUAUUGUGAAGAAGUUACCUUCGGAUUUCAUAGUAUUCACCAAUAGGAUUUUUUUUUAAUUUAUUUUGCGUCCGAUUGUACCAUUUAAGUAUUUAUUCUUAAUAUGUUAAUAAAACAUAGUUUUAAU
Messenger RNA from Diorhabda carinulata, 1604 nucleotides. It is a transcript of the gene Idh3a, whose product is annotated as probable isocitrate dehydrogenase [NAD] subunit alpha, mitochondrial. Gene Ontology annotation, molecular function: NAD binding; magnesium ion binding; isocitrate dehydrogenase (NAD+) activity. The record is from RefSeq and is a predicted model, not a curated record. Gene Ontology annotation, biological process: isocitrate metabolic process; tricarboxylic acid cycle. Gene Ontology annotation, cellular component: mitochondrion. The transcript has 6 exons. The coding region runs from base 206 to 1360 and encodes 384 amino acids. Lineage: Eukaryota; Metazoa; Arthropoda; Insecta; Coleoptera; Chrysomelidae.